GGCCAGAAUGUAGUAAAUACAGUAGCCAGUCUUUAACACGCAUUUAAAGAGUUGAGUCAUCCUAGCCCAUCCUACAAUGGCAAGAUAAUUUCAAAGGGGACCUCAGCUGUCCACAGUUGCACCUGCUUUAAAAGUCAAGAAGAAUUUGUUUUUUGGGUCACUUCCCUGGUCACUUUAGCCUGGGGAUCAUUUCCAAGUAGUAUAGUUGCAGAUCUUGGAACGCCAUUCCUGUGUUCUGUGAAUUCAAGACAACAUGGGUUUUAUAACCCUUUGACUCUGCUCAGCAUCUCCCAGAUCAAGGUAAGGUAAUGUUGCCAAGAACCACUACUUACAGAAUGUUUGGGCUUUGGCUUUUGCUUUUCUUCCUUGCCCCAAAUCCACGUGUCCGUUCUGAGAAAAGAAGCUAACAACUUCUUCCAAUCUGUAAACAGGAGAAAUUCCAGAGUUCAACUGCAGCUAAGACCUUGGCCCCGAACUUGUCAACUUCUUCCCUGCCCUCCCACCUCCUCCUUUUGUACCAGCAAAAGAAGGUCUUCGGUUUCCUUUUUGGAGAGCCCCAGAGAGAAGCAUUUGAGCACCUAUUUAGCCAGAGAGACCACUGACAUCUGGGCAUGAGACUGGCAUCUAGACUUUGCCAGGGAGGCAGCUAUACUUCCCAAAAGAUCUGGGGUCUUUCUCACCGGCUUAUACCCUCUGCUGGCAUAGACCCUUUAUACUCCCCCCUCGGUGCUGAGGCAAACGAUCUUUGCCAGCAGGGAGGUCUGAAAGGCUUAACUUUGUACACUCUGAGGCAAAUUCUCCAGAAGUAAUGUUGCAUUUUCUCCCUGCCACCAGGCACAUUCCCUUCCCAAGGUCUAGAUCAGCAGGCGGCCCUCCCAGCGAAAGCUCUGUGUCCUAUGAUCCGAAACAAUAAAGCUGUGCUUGGGUACGUGAGAUUAUGUUUACGAUGAUGGUCAUCACUCCAGCCCUAGGAAGUUUGAGAAACUGAAAAAUAAGCUUAGCAGGCUGCCUAGGUUCUGCGGAAUCAGCAGGCCCCCGCUGUGACCAAUCAAGAGCGGCCGCGGGGAGAGAAAUUGACUCAUUCUUUUCAAUUUGCUGAUUGGCUUUGAGAAGUGGGCGGAGCUACUGUCUCUGUCCCGGCUUCCCAUUGGUGGAUGAAAGUUAAAGACGAAGGCGGACUCUCGGAAGCCAAGAAAGGUUUAAGAAGUCUUUCUGGAUAGAGAGCAGUGCCCAGGGAGGAAGCCUUUCGCCGGCAGAGCGGGGUCCGAGGACGAGCUGGAGAGGACAGAGGCGCGAUGGGCCUGCUGCAGGGCCUGCUCCGAGUCCGGAAGCUGCUGCUGGUCGUCUGCGUCCCGCUCCUGCUGCUGCCUCUGCCCGUCCUCCACCCCAGCAGCGAGGCCUCGUGUGCUUACGUGCUGAUCGUGACUGCUGUGUACUGGGUGUCGGAGGCAGUGCCUCUGGGAGCUGCAGCCCUGGUGCCGGCCUUCCUCUACCCGUUCUUCGGAGUUCUCCGGUCCAAUGAGGUGGCGGCGGAGUACUUCAAGAACACCACGCUGCUGCUGGUGGGGGUCAUCUGCGUGGCGGCUGCCGUGGAGAAGUGGAACCUGCAUAAGCGCAUUGCUCUGCGCAUGGUCUUGAUGGCCGGAGCCAAGCCGGGCAUGCUGCUGCUCUGCUUCAUGUGCUGUACCACGUUGCUGUCCAUGUGGCUGUCCAACACCUCCACCACCGCCAUGGUGAUGCCCAUCGUGGAGGCCGUGCUGCAGGAGCUGGUCAGUGCUGAGGACGAGCAGCUCGUGGCGGGCAACUCCAACACCGAAGAGGCCGAACCCAUCAGUCUGGAUGUAAAGAACAGCCAACCUUCUCUGGAACUCAUCUUUGUCAAUGAAGACAGGUCCAACGCAGACCUCACCACUCUGAUGCACAACGAGAACCUGAAUGGUGUGUCCUCGAUCACCAACCCCAUCAAAACUGCAAACCAACACCAGGGCAAGAAGCAACACCCAUCCCAGGAAAAGCCACAAGUCCUGACCCCCAGCCCCAGGAAGCAGAAGCUGAACAGAAAGUACAGGUCCCACCAUGACCAGAUGAUCUGCAAGUGCCUCUCCCUGAGCAUAUCCUACUCCGCUACCAUUGGCGGCCUGACCACCAUCAUCGGCACCUCCACCAGCCUCAUCUUCCUGGAACACUUCAACAACCAGUAUCCAGCCGCAGAGGUGGUGAACUUUGGCACCUGGUUCCUCUUCAGCUUCCCCAUAUCCCUCAUCAUGCUGGUGGUCAGCUGGUUCUGGAUGCACUGGCUGUUCCUGGGCUGCAAUUUUAAAGAGACCUGCUCUCUGAGCAAGAAUAAGAAGACCAAAAGGGAACAGUUGUCAGAGAAGAGGAUCCAAGAAGAAUAUGAAAAGCUGGGAGACAUUAGCUACCCGGAAAUGGUGACUGGAUUUUUCUUCAUCCUGAUGACCGUACUGUGGUUUACCCGGGAGCCUGGCUUUGUCCCUGGCUGGGAUUCUUUCUUUGAAAAGAAAGGCUACCGUACUGAUGCCACAGUCUCUGUCUUCCUUGGCUUCCUCCUCUUCCUCAUUCCAGCGAAGAAGCCCUGCUUUGGGAAAAAGAAUGAUGGAGAGAACCAGGAGCACUCACUGGGGACCGAGCCCAUCAUCACGUGGAAGGACUUCCAGAAGACCAUGCCCUGGGAGAUUGUCAUUCUGGUUGGGGGAGGCUAUGCUCUGGCUUCUGGUAGCAAGAGCUCUGGCCUCUCUACAUGGAUUGGGAACCAGAUGUUGUCCCUGAGCAGCCUCCCACCGUGGGCUGUCACCCUGCUGGCAUGCAUCCUCGUGUCCAUUGUCACUGAGUUUGUGAGCAACCCAGCAACCAUCACCAUCUUUCUGCCCAUCCUGUGCAGCCUGUCUGAAACGCUGCACAUUAACCCCCUCUACACCCUGAUCCCAGUCACCAUGUGCAUCUCCUUUGCAGUGAUGCUGCCUGUGGGCAAUCCCCCUAAUGCCAUCGUCUUCAGCUAUGGGCACUGCCAGAUCAAAGAUAUGGUGAAAGCUGGCCUGGGAGUCAACGUUAUUGGACUGGUGAUAGUAAUGGUGGCCAUCAACACCUGGGGAGUUAGCCUCUUCCACCUGGACACUUACCCAGCAUGGGCGAGGGUCAGCAACAUCACUGAUCAAGCCUAACGCCAAGUGUACAAACUGGCCCAACCACAGGAGCUGCCAGUAUCCAGCAGAAUCUGGACCACAGGCAAAGAAAACCACUAGGACCACCAGGAGCACACAACCCCAGACCCACGCUGGAGGGCAUCCCUCCAGAAGAUUCCGCCACCUCAAGUGAACUGCAGGAAUCCUCCAACAACCACAAACACAUGCUUCGCUGUUAGUGUCUUCUUCCUGCCCUCAGCACCACAGCUCAAGAAAACCUAAAGUUUCAAUACAAGCCAUAGGCUCACAGAAAAAGAAAAAGAAAAUAAAAAUUAAAUUAAAAAAAAAGAAGACAAAGAAAACCUAAAGUUGUAUCUAGUCUUUGUAAUCCAUUCAUUCUGAAGACAGGAAAAGAAAGCCUGUCUUAGUCACCCUUCAGAGGCUAAGCCUUGCAAACUCACUAGGUUUUAUGUUAUUCUUAAUACCUUCUUAGGAGUAGAAAGAUACCCAAGUCAUCCUACCAAGGCAGAGUGAAACCAGUGACAUCUUUUUUGUGGGAAACCUCACCCAGAACUCAAAACCUAAUGUCAGCUCCUUUCUCUCCCUCUUUUUUUUUUUGAAAUGGAGUCUCGUUCUGUUGCCCAGGCUGGAGUGCAGUGACACGAUCUCAGCUCACUGCAACCUCCACUCCCG
This is a messenger RNA of Gorilla gorilla gorilla (western lowland gorilla), 3833 nucleotides long. It is a transcript of the gene SLC13A4, whose product is annotated as solute carrier family 13 member 4. Gene Ontology annotation, molecular function: transmembrane transporter activity. Gene Ontology annotation, cellular component: plasma membrane. The coding region runs from base 1296 to 3179 and encodes 627 amino acids. The transcript has 17 exons. Gene Ontology annotation, biological process: transmembrane transport. The record is from RefSeq and is a predicted model, not a curated record. Lineage: Eukaryota; Metazoa; Chordata; Mammalia; Primates; Hominidae.